AUGUGCCGACGGAUAGACCGACCAUCAUCUCGUCAUCUCCACUAUGCGGAUUCGCCCACAGCUUCGCAGGAGACCUCAAGGUAGGUGGCCCCCAGGUAAGUUAAAUAUUGCUUUGCAGUCUAUGUCUGCUCACUAUCCCCACUUCAACGAUGAACCUUCCGGUCGCCGCCGCGGCCGCCGAAGAGAACGCCUCCUUGGAGAACUGAUAGUAUCAACUGCGGGACAGUCCAGUUAACAGCCUGGCGCGUCCACCGUCGCGUACAUCGCCAGCAUCAGCACGGAUUUAGGGACAGCGACGCCGCCAUUAGCGACCUGCAAAUAGCCUACGUUGACCGCCCCACAGAUCAUAACAAAGCAGCUUUCCACCGUAGUCAUCGCCUUGUGCAACGGCGAGUGCGGGAGAUACAGGAGGCCUGGACAGCUCACAAGGCCGAGGAGAUCUAAGAGUACGCGGACAGCAACGAAAGGGAGAAUCUCUUCUCCGCGAUCAAGACUGUCUACGGUCCCAUUGUCAAAGGAAGCGAUCCUCUUCUUAGCGCCGAUGGAACUACCCUGCUCAAUGAGAAGACUCAAAUUCUGAAGCGAUAGGUCGAGCACUACAGAAGCGUCCUCAACCGUCCCUUCACUAGGCCCGACGCCGACAUCGCCGGUCUGCGUCAAAUGGGCACCAACGUCGACCUCGACCUCGCGCCCUCUCUACAUGAAACGACCAAGGCUGUGAAACAGCUCUUCAGCGGGAAAGCCCCCGAAUCGGGCGCGAUGCCUGCUGAAAUCUACAAGCACGGUGGUCCCCAACUCAUGGAUUACCUGACGGCGCUCCUCCAGGAGAUGUGGCGCCAGGGACUGGUCCCUUUGGAUCUCAAGGACGCCACCAUCGUCCUUCUCUACCGGCGGAAAGGAAACCGCCAACUCUGCGACAACCACCAAGACUCAACAUCGCCGUAA
Messenger RNA from Spirometra erinaceieuropaei, 945 nucleotides. Lineage: Eukaryota; Metazoa; Platyhelminthes; Cestoda; Diphyllobothriidea; Diphyllobothriidae. The record is from the annotation of a GenBank genome assembly.